Molecule: messenger RNA, 3699 nt
Organism: Sycon ciliatum
Lineage: Eukaryota; Metazoa; Porifera; Calcarea; Leucosolenida; Sycettidae
Exons: 4
Coding region: 314-3571 (1085 amino acids)
Source: RefSeq, a predicted model, not a curated record
CGGUCUUGUUUCCAGGAGUAGGUCUACGACUUACGAGUGGCUAUCGCAUUUUUAGGUGAGCGAAUUCAGAGACAGAUAGAGUGUCUCUGCGCUUUGCCUGUGGAUAGUUUAGCCUUUACGCUUUAGGGUUUCCCUCAGGCAAGUCUCUGAGACACUGCGAGAGCGUCAGUAUUUUGCCGAGUCAGAUACACGCAACUGAAGUCCAAUCGAGUCUGUGAUGUCCAGACAGCCCUCACUGAUUUGCUCCGGCCCGCUCUGCCUAGUCUGCUGAGUCUGACGUGUGCUCACAGAGCAUGUAGGCCGCAGUGAGUACAUGAGAUGGUGGCUGCAUGCCCGCUGCACAAUGGCUGAGCGACAAGAAGAUUUUGAUGCAAUGGAUGCUCGUCUCCAAGAGCUAGCUGCAGAAUCACGAGUCCUUGAAGCGAAGGAGCAAGCACUGAAGGAUCAUGAAAAAAGGAAGUUGGUGGAAUCACUUGGCAUUCCGAAAUCAUUAGCGCCGGACCUUGCCAUGUAUGAUCAGCACCAUCUUGAGCUGCUCCGGGACAUGGAGCGUCUUUCGACUAAGUACGAGGGUCUGGUGAGGAAUGCCAGCAGAAUGGUCACAGCAAGGCGCAAAGCAAAGGCUGAUAAGCAAGAGGUAUUGUACGGCAAGCAAGGCGCAGAGAGUCGCUAUCCAGCUGGAAAGUCCCACCGCUCAAGCAGCCACAGCAGGAACACAGGCAAACAUGCCAGAACUCAACACAAGACCAUAGACAGAUCACCGUCUCAAAUGAAAGUUCAAGCACUAGCAACUGACAAUCUACAAAUUGACCGAGUACCAACAGAGGAUCACGAUAGAGGAUGGACUAUGGGUGAGUAUCACUAUGCUGGACAUGAUCAGCGGAAGCAGAAUCGCCAGCAGCGCCGGCACCGGCGACCACACCAGCACCACCGUAAUAGUGAUCAUGAUGGCGAUACCGCUCGGCCUCUGACAUCACACCCUCCAGGCAAGGCAGACCAUGGGGACCGCCAGUCACACCAACGCACCAACCACAUCAUUUCUGAUCAUCCAAGAUCGAAUCAUGGCAGCCGAAUAAGCAAAGCCUCGUCUCGCAAAUCUGCAGAGGGCAGUCAAAGAUGGGUGGUUGAACGCCAAACAGUUUCCCAUACACACCACCUGCAGUCGGCUAGUGAUGAUGACUAUGCCGAGACCACUCUGCUAUCACACACAUCAAGCUGGGUGGACUCUGGCAACGAACCGCUACCGCAGAAACACGUAAAGCACAGGGCAGAUCAGUCUACUGCUGAGCCAGCCCAGGAUGGCAAAGCCAGACCACUAGGUCGGUCGCACAGAGAUGACCACAGUGACAAGCGACCGGCUGAACAGGCGCAUGAUUACCACAGCCAACGGCAUGGGUCCAGAGACCCUGAUGAACUCGUGGAAGACAGUAGUGGCCCAGGAGUUGCUGAAUCAUCAUCCACAACACACCAUAUUGACUCAAGUAAGCAUUCCGGUGGAAAAUUGGCCCACAAGGCAGGAACUCAUUACAAAGGAUCAUGUCACGACAUAGCUAGAGUGUCACCUUCAGCAUCUGCUAAAGGCCACAGAAGUCCAUCACCCAGGUGUAGCAGUUCUCAGCAUAUCCAGCCCCAACCCAAGCACAUCGAUGAUGGCUGCGAUGCUACUGAUUCACUACACACAGCACAACAGGUGAACUCGAGUAAGGAUUCAAGGCACCAGCCUACCCACAAGGUCAGAUCUUCAUACAAGAAAUCCCGAUCUGACAGAAAGCCUAGAGCAUCAUCGCCCGCACAUGCACAUGAUCGGCGAAAUCGCUCUACUCAACUCUCCAGCAAGAAGCACAGCCGACACGAACCUGAACAUAUGGACCAUAGUUAUAGCACUACUGCCUCCUCCAAUGCUAACACACUACCUUCAAAACGCCACGCAAGCAGGCGGUUGACAUCUGCAUCUCAACAAUCACGCACUGGUAGUGGGAGCACAUUCACAGACAAGCGUUCUGCACACAGAGGUGGUGGUCACACACCGUGGGAAAGGCACCAUACCAAUGCUCCAUACGGGAAUUACCAAGCAGCCAGUGAACGUGUACAUGCAAGUUGCACUGAUACAACACUAACGACGGAGCAGCCAUACAUGGCAGAGUCGAGCAAACAAGCAUCUGAUAGUGAUCCGGAUGCAGGCCCAACACCUGAAGUUGAUGGAACAUCUCCAUGGGACGAUCAAAUAAUGUACCAUCUUUCGAGAGCUAAAGCGACAAUGGCAAAACUCAAUGUCAUAGAAGCUGCUCGUGUGGAGAGUCUCAGCACCAUUGCAGAUAGAGGAUCCGUCCAGGGCAAAUCGCAAUCUGGACGUCAAUUUCAGAUGGCGGAUGGAUCAUCCCAGGUCAAUUCCCCUGCCACAAGUAGAACUGGGCAAAGCCUUCCAUUGGCAACCGGGGAAAGCCUUCCAUUGGCAACCGGGGAAAGCCUUCCAUUGGCAACCGGGGAAAGCCUUCCAUUGGCAACCGGGCAAAGCCUUCCAUCGGCAACGGAGCGACUACCUGCCAGUCUACUGAUAGCGCGACCUUUUGUGCCAUCAUUGGGCAUUCUAACACCAUCAUCAACUCACGCUAGCAGUCCCACUAAAUCCCCAGCAGUAUAUGCUGCAGACAGUCUCAGCAAUUCCUCAGCAACAGCACGCGAGCUCUCACUGGAUGAUUACCUGGAGAGCAUCCUAAACCAAGGUGCAACGAGUCGCAGAGAUCACCCAGAUCACCGUGCCACUCUGGCUGAAGACAAACUAGCGCAUGUGACAGAGCAUCACACCGUACCAGGAGAUAAGCGGGGGAGAGCAGUAAGCCAGGGCACGAGAAACCAAGCCAAUCGCCACGAUGCCAGUGUGUGCAGAGAUGAAUCUGACAACACCGAUGACUAUGACUGUAUUGACGAUGGCGACAUAGCUGGAAUGUCACUUGAUCCGGAAAAGGCCAUGCCCGUGAUAUCUGACGCGUACGCCGCAGCAAUCAGUUUGCAAAGCAGUCUGGGACUGGGAGAGCCGGCAGGUGACAAUGACGACUAUGAUGACGGUGGCGACGAUUACGAUGAUGAUGACUACAAUCACGACGGUGGCAUUCCUCGCACGCUCAGUGAAGGAGAAUUAUUUGUGCCAGAGCACAAAGAAGCAGAUGAGCACCUUACAGCGUCUGAAAUAUCCGACAGCUGCUACUCAGUUGGCUUUGUUGGUUCUUCCCGGAUGGCCACACCACAACAGAAUGCUAGCUCAAUGGCUACAAGCCACCAUGGUCACCAGCCGGUAUCGUCUUCACCCGAGAACAGUACGCAGGAGGACACCAGCAGGGCGUCAAGUUCUCAACGGCAAACAUUCCUGCUCAUGCAACGCACCUUGAUGCAUGGUUCCCAGGGUCAGCUCACUCAGCUGCCAAGAUCCACUACACAUAUCAACACCAGGGCUCCAAGCCGCCCAUAUGAUCUGGCUGCAUCAUUGAACAUGUCCACUUUAUCUGACUUAUCAUUUGAUCUCCAAUCAUCCCUGUCCCACACCAGCGAUGAGAGUGAAGAAAACACGCCUUGAACUACAGCAUGCAGCCAGUCCUAAUGAAGACUUCCAUUGACAUUCCGUAAAGUAAUUUGAAACACAUCUUGUCAGCUAUGCCAACAACAUGUACUUUUCUGUACAUUGAAGAAAGUGAGAUACCAGUA